CCGAGCUUUCGAGGCGGCGAGAGAGAGAGAGAGAGAGAGAGAGAGCGGCUCCGUCCAAGAUCCUCUCCGGAGCCAUCCUUCCUGGCUUCCCUGCCUCUGCGGAGGGAGCGCCGCCUCCUUCCCGGACCUGCGGAGAUGAGGGACCGGCGGAGGCGGCAAAAGGGAAAGGAGGGCAGCCAAGAAGGGAAAGGGGAGCCCGCGAUGCCGGCUUGAAGGCAGGGAGCGUCGCCCGCCCCGCGGCUCUGGAUGCUGCUGCGGCGGCUGCUCGGCGCUUGGGAGCGCGCAUGGCGGCGGCGGCGGCUUCUGGGCAGCAGCAGCAGCAGCGGCGGCGGCCGGCGAGGCGGCGGGGCUCGAAGGGGCGUCCUCCUCCCGCUCCUCCGCCUCCUCCUCCGCCGCCGCGUCCUCGCCUGCCGGGCCUGCGGGCGGUGCGGUGGCGAAGGGCGGCCCCGCUGCGCCGGGCGCUGUGGCUGCUGGCCGUGGGCGCCUCGCUGGGCUUGCUGCUGGCCUGGUCGUCCAACCGGCUCCUGCACUGGCUGGCCUUCCCCUCGCACACCACGGUGCGCACGCAGUGGAGCCGCCGCCUGGCCUUCCCGGCCGUCACGCUCUGCAACAACAACCCGCUCCGCUUCCCGCGCCUCUCCAAGGGCGACCUCUACUACGCGGGCCACUGGCUCGGCCUCCUCUGGCCCAACCGGACGGCGCGGCCGCUGCUGGACGAGCUGCUCCGGGCCGAGCCCGAGCGGCGGCGCUGGUUCGCCAAGCUGGCCGACUUCCGCCUCUUCCUCCCGCCCCGGCACUUCGGGGGCAUCAGCCGGGAGUUCGUGGACCGCCUCGGACACCGCCUCGACGACAUGCUGCUCUCCUGCAAGUUCCGCGGAGAGCCGUGCGGGGCCCACAACUUCUCCGCCGUGUUUACGAAAUAUGGGAAGUGCUACAUGUUUAACUCAGGCGAAGAUGGGCAUCCUCUGCUGACCACAUUCAAGGGUGGAACAGGCAAUGGCUUGGAGAUAAUGCUGGACAUUCAGCAGGAUGAAUAUUUGCCAAUUUGGGGAGAAACAGAAGAAACGACAUUUGAAGCAGGAGUCAAAGUCCAGAUCCACAGUCAGUCUGAGCCACCCUUUGUUCAGGAGCUUGGGUUUGGCGUGGCACCUGGGUUCCAGACUUUUGUAGCCACGCAAGAGCAAAGGCUGACUUACCUUCCGCCUCCGUGGGGCGAGUGCCGCUCGUCGGACUUUGGCCUAGACUUCUUCCCUGUUUACAGCAUCACUGCAUGCAGGAUUGACUGUGAGACCCGCUACGUGGUGGAGAACUGCAAUUGCAAAAUGGUUCACAUGCCAGGAGAUGCUCCUUUCUGCACGCCAGAGCAGUAUAAAGAGUGUGCGGAGCCAGCACUAGUGGUUCUUGGUGAAAAGGACAGUGGUUACUGUGUGUGCCAAAUGCCAUGCAACUUGACACGCUACAACAAGGAACUCUCCAUGGUUAAGAUUCCCAGCAAGACUUCAGCCAAGUACCUUGAGAAGAAAUUUAACAAAUCUGAGAAAUAUAUCUCGGAGAAUAUCCUUGUACUGGAUAUAUUCUUUGAAGCGCUCAACUAUGAGACAAUUGAACAGAAGAAAGCAUACGAAGUGGCAGCCUUACUUGGUGAUAUUGGAGGUCAGAUGGGCCUUUUUAUUGGUGCUAGUAUCCUCACAAUUCUGGAAAUAUUUGACUAUAUCUAUGAGCUGCUCAAGGAGAAGUUGUUAGACCUUCUUGGCCAGGAAGAGGAGGAAGGAAGCCACGAUGAGAACGUGAGCACCUGCGAGCCCUUGCCCAACCACUCUGAUCCCAUCAGCCACACUGUGACAGUCCCCCUGCAGACCACACUUGGCACGCUGGAAGAGAUUGCGUGCUGACAGCACUCUCUGGGCAUGACUACAGAUGGACGGACAGCAGAAACUGUAUCCCCAGAAGCCAGGGAAUCGGAGCCCAGGUUCCCCGCCAUGGGGUGGGGGGAAUAGCUGAGGAAUCCGCUAUGCAUCCAACUCGUUCUCUCUCUUCUUGCCAAACAAACCGCAAGAGAUGCCAGGGACUUGCCCCACCCUGUCUGUGAAGGGAUGGCAGGGGUGGGAGGAGGAGGAGGAGGAGGAGGGUGGGGGGCACCUCCAGCAGCAGAGGCCGGGUUUUUGAACUGUACAAAUCCAACGACCAAGGAACCAUCAUUUCACAUAGACUGCCAACGACUGUACAAAAGACUCCUGCAUGCCAGUCCUUUUGAUGGCAAUAUCUCCCUCCCUUUUUUUUUUCUUUACACGCCUGUCUCUUGUCUUAACAGCUGUUUCCUUCGUUUUCCACAACAGAAGAGGAGGCCAUGACACUCGUGUCGCUCCCCACUUCCCCGAAACAGAAAGUUCACAAUAACUUGAUAACACCAUGGACUGAAUUGGAAACAAAUCAAGCUCUGGCUUCCAGGUGUCCAUUACUUUUUGUCUUUGUCUAAAUCUGUGACCGGGUCUCUGAGCGUUUGCAGGGCCCAUUCACCUGGGCAGCCAAGAUGAGCAAAGGUCAAGCAAAAUGGCUCAUCUUGUUUACUGCCAUCGACCUCCCCCACCAUUGCCCCCUCCUGUAUGCACAAGCACCCACAAACACACCAGCCCCCUUGGCACUCAUCAGCCACAGCUACUGUCUUGUUAAGAUUGGCGUGUCAUGCCGUGUCAGGACUGGGGACCCGGGGGGAGGCUGGGUUCAAGGGCCAUUUUGACCUACCCUGCUUCCUCAUUCUUAACAGUGCGAUUAAAGGUGGUCUUGUGGAAGGGG
Anolis carolinensis (green anole) is the source of this 2793-nucleotide messenger RNA. RefSeq names its product acid sensing ion channel subunit 2 (gene asic2). Bases 285 to 1892 code for a protein of 535 amino acids. NCBI's taxonomy places the organism in Eukaryota, Metazoa, Chordata, Lepidosauria, Squamata, Anolidae. The transcript has 10 exons. Gene Ontology annotation, biological process: sodium ion transmembrane transport. Gene Ontology annotation, molecular function: ligand-gated sodium channel activity. The record is from RefSeq and is a predicted model, not a curated record. Gene Ontology annotation, cellular component: plasma membrane.